AUGCUACAGUUGAGUGCAAAAAGAAUGAAGAACAUACCUCUGGUCAACCUGAAUGAGCCUAUCAAAGAAUUGGUCAAAAAUACUGAGCGGUUAGGCUCAUUCAGGUUGACCAGAGAAGUGUUCGAGUUGGUGUUCUUUCACAAUGCAACUAUCAUCUCCUCCUUCUUCCAUUACCCCCAUUGUCUCACCUCACAUUUGGCUGGCAUUUGGUUACAUGUUUAUGUCCCUGUAAUUCCCUCCCAACCAGGAGCCCAAGCUUACAUCCCACAGGACAAAGUUCACCCCCCUCAGGUCUGCUCUGUAAGAGCUUGGACAGAUGAACACCAAACAACUGACAACUUCCUGAGGUGUGGAAACAAAGAUGAGUGGAGGCUGUGGAGAGAAAAUGGCAAACAUGUUGCUGUCAUUGACACCUGUGUCGUUGUCUUCUGCAGUGUGGCCUGGCUCCUCAUCCUCUCAGAGAAUGGCACCCACACAUACUACCGCCAAUGCUGGGGUCUCCCCUCACCAAACAAACUCGCAUUAGCUUCUGACAGAGCAUCACUGACGGCUGAGGAUGGGAGGACUUUUGCAAGCCGUAAAGCUAACAACUCAGUACUUAUCAGUCCCCCACAGAAUCCUGCAGGACUCACAGGAUUCCUGAGGAUUCCUGCAGGACUAGCAUUGCCGAAGUUCAGUCCAGAACUUCGGUUCGAACCUGAAUCCUCUGAACUGAACGCAAAGUUCGGUUCAAGUUCAGGUUCAGUAUUUACAUGUAAAGUAUCAAUCCUUCAUCUGGGUGAUGGUUGA
Messenger RNA from Laccaria bicolor S238N-H82, 789 nucleotides. RefSeq lists its product as uncharacterized. The transcript is spliced from 10 exons. The coding region runs from base 1 to 789 and encodes 262 amino acids. Lineage: Eukaryota; Fungi; Basidiomycota; Agaricomycetes; Agaricales; Hydnangiaceae. The record is from RefSeq and is a predicted model, not a curated record.